Molecule: messenger RNA, 2824 nt
Organism: Tuber aestivum (summer truffle)
Lineage: Eukaryota; Fungi; Ascomycota; Pezizomycetes; Pezizales; Tuberaceae
Source: the annotation of a GenBank genome assembly
UGGAGGAACUGGCGGAGCAGCACCAUGAGGCUGGGGUCAGGGGAAAGGGGGAAGGGAAAAAAACAAAAAACCAGAGCGGAAACAAAGGGUUUGUUUCGAUCAGAAGAUGCGCGCCUCACCGGCAGGGGCACGUGAUGGGGCGAGAUUCCAGGAACGGACCAGCAACAAACCCACUUCCUGCCCUAACCCCCUGACGAACUCUCCGACGAUAUCAUACCCUUUCCCACCAGAACACGACCUCACGCUUGAAGAGGAUUGUCGAGAGGGAUUCGGGACAAGUAUCCACUAUCCCAACUCUCCUGCCGGUACCGGUAUUCUACAGGUAUUCCUUCACCUUCCAGCAUCCCUUACGCCACCGCUGCAGGGCCAACACACAGCGGAUCACAUCAUAUCAAAGGGGAGGAAUCUGAAGCUUUGGCCUGGAUUAGGGCAGCACGGGAAAAAACGAAAAAAGGAGGCCCAUGUGUCACGAUCGAAGGGAAACACACCGUAGGUGAGCAAACUGAUGCCUUGCUGUCAUCGCACAAACAAGAAAUCAUCAGAAUAACCGCACCUUCUCAUUCCCGGGCACCCCGCAAUCGAUUCUGACCGGGACUCUGCAGGAACCGGCUUGCAUAUCGAUAAGCCUAACCCCAAACGCAUCCCUCCCCCGCAACACAACCCCCCCCCACUACUCAUCCGCUGUGCUACUCGCCCAACUAGACACACAAUCAACCAGUCGGCACUUCCUCACGCCAGCCUUCCCCAUCCGCUCCCCCGAUUGCUACACCCGGGGUCCUAGUCCGCCAUGGCUACGGAGGUCCCAGAUCCGCACCAACUGCACGCAGCUCUGCAGACGGCAGUACUGAAAUGUUCUGAACGAUGCCUUUACCAGGCAGCGAAAUGGUGAGCCGUAUCCAAUUGAGCCUUCACUUCGCCAGCUCCCGCUAACGCCUAAUCGCAGGGCAGCAGAGGCCUUAACAUCUAUGCCACCCCUCGUUCCGCAGAACGAUACACCUCUCCCGCAAACCUAUCUCCAUCCCACCUCCUCCCACGAGAAAGAAGCCAUAUUGCAAGCAGGCGAACUCCCAACAUACUUAUUAUCGAAAUCCUAUUUUGAUGUUCACGAAUAUGACCGUUCGUCCGCUGUUUUAGCGAACUGCAAGUCGUCCAAGUCACGCUUCCUGCACCUUUACGCACAAUACAUUGCCGGUGAGAAACGCCGCGACGAGGAGAGCGAAAUGAUCUUGGGGCCUCUGGAUACAGCAGCUACGCAGAAUCGUGAAGUACAGAGCAUCCUAUCAACUCUGGAAGCAAUAUUCACAGAGAAGGGGGACAACAUCAAUGAGGAUGAUUCUUGGCUGCUAUAUCUCUACGGAAUCGUAUUGCUGAAGCAAAAGAAUGAGGACGAAGCUCGAGCAUCAUUUAUCAAGAGUGUGAAUCUAUACCCGUACAAUUGGUCGGCGUGGUUAGAGUUGGGCUCAACACUGGGAAACCUCGGAGAUGUUCGUGUCGAUCAUCCCGCUCGCGAAGAUUUAUAUAUAUCUGACGAAAGAAACAGCUAAACAACAUCCUCCAAUCCCUCCCAAACAACAUCAUGACAAACAUCUUUGUCCUCUACUCGAACCAAGAACUAUACCAAACCUCCGACCCAGUGCACGCUCAACUAGCCGACCUACAAACCAUCUUUCCAACGUCUGCCUUCCUGAAAACACAACGCGCGCUCCUCUACUACCAUGCCCGGGAAUUCGACGAAGCAGAGACAAUCUUCGACUCGAUCGUGAAGGCAGACCCACACCGCCUCGAUUGUCUAGACCACUACUCCAACAUCCUAUACGUAAUGGAGCGAAGACCAAAGCUCGGCUUCAUAGCCCAACUCGCUAGCGCAACUGACAAAUUCCGGCCGGAAACCUGCUGUGUCGUAGGCAACUACUACUCUCUUAAGAGCGAACACGAAAAGGCCGUGAUGUACUUCCGCCGCGCACUAACUCUCGACCGGGGCUUUCUUAGCGCAUGGACAUUGAUGGGACACGAGUAUGUUGAAAUGAAGAAUACACACGCAGCUAUAGAAGCAUAUCGCCGCGCCGUCGGUACCUUUCCCCCCUUUCUCAUCCCCCAAUUAAGGCCUACCUAACCCAAGUAUAAAAGACGUAAACCGCAAAGACUACCGUGCCUGGUACGGCCUCGGCCUCUCCUACGAAGUUCUAGAGAUGCACUACUACGCUCUCUUCUACUUCCAACGCGCUGCUAGUCUCCGCCCCUACGAUCCGCAAAUGUGGCAAGCAAUGGGCAGCUGCUUCGAUCGAAUGAACCGCCCCAGCGAGGCCAUAAAAGCCUACAAACGUGCCCUCAUAUCCCCGACAAACACAUCCCCGGACACGGCAGUGCUCCUACAGAUCGGGCUCAUGUUUGAGAAACUAAAUAAUCAGAAGGAGGCUGCUAGGUGGAUGGAGAUGUGCCUCAAGGAGGAGGACGAGAAUUCCGGUGUUACGCAGGCGACGAGUAAAGCUAGGAUGUGGCUAGCCAGAUGGGAAUUUGUCAACCAGAAUUGGGCGAAGGCGGCCGAGUAUGCCAAUGAGCUCUGCCAGGAUGGGCAGGAGAUUGAAGAAGCAAAGGCGCUCGUGAGGGAUCUGAGGAGUCGGAUGGAGGUUGGGAAGAUGUAAUAGUUGGUAGCUGUAGUGCUUUCCUCGCCAAAAUAGGGGGGGGGCUGUAUUAUAGACGUCGGCAGUUUAGCUAUCAUAUUAUAGUGGUAGAAAAGUUACUAGUAGGGUACUAGUUGUGUAGACAGACUACAUUUUACCCAACAUAUCCACCGCCUCUACCGAAGUUCAAUCCUCGACCUAUG